AUGGUGACCAAGUUGGUGAAUGUCAAUGCCAAGGUGUACUGUGAUUUCAUCGUGAGCAAGGUGGUUCCUGCCAUCAAAGCGACUUUUUCGAGCGGGAUCAAGCGGGUCGUUCUUCAACACGACAAUGCCACCCCGCAUGGGUCCAUCACGGACGACGUUCUUGAGAGCGUUUCUACAGAUGGCUGGUCUUUUGUUAUCCGUCGUCAGCAGCCAAAUAGUCCUGACCUGAAUGUGCUCGAUCUAGGAUUUUUCGCUUCGAUCCAGUCUCUUCAGUACAAGGAAGAGAGUCGUUCAGUUGAUGACGUUAUUCGUUCUACUCUUGCGGCAUUCGAGAUGCUGAGCUACGAGAAGCUCGAAGAUGUCUUUCUCACUCUACAGGCGGUCAUGAGACUAAUUCUCGAGCUUGAUGGAGGCAACAACUACUCUCUGCCUCACCUCAAGAAGUCAUCCUUGCGACGCACUGGUCUGCUGUUGUAG
Messenger RNA from Aphanomyces invadans, 477 nucleotides. RefSeq lists its product as hypothetical. Gene Ontology annotation, molecular function: nucleic acid binding. The record is from RefSeq and is a predicted model, not a curated record. Bases 1 to 477 code for a protein of 158 amino acids. NCBI's taxonomy places the organism in Eukaryota, Oomycota, Saprolegniomycetes, Saprolegniales, Verrucalvaceae. The transcript has a single exon.